GCAGAAUUUGUCACACCCUCUCCCACUCCUGAUAGUUUGCUGCACAUGCAGAAUACAGUUGUCUGCACAGACGGGUUGAGCACGCACAUAAGGGAGCUGUCCAUAAACUUUGAUGCUUACAGACAGAGAAAAGAAACGAAAAGGAGAAAAAGAAAAUGACUGUGGAGGAAAGCGGAGACAGAGGCAAUGCCAAUGGAGCUGCUAUGGAGCCAGAGGACCAAAAACAGAGUGCAGACAGCAGGCCCGAAGCUAGAGAGAAAUGGGCCAAUAAGACUGAGUUUUUGCUGUCCAUGGCUGGGGAAAUUAUAGGCCUGGGAAACGUGUGGCGCUUCCCUUACCUGUGCUACAAAAAUGGAGGUGGUGUGUUCUUCAUCCCAUAUUUCAUAUUCCUCUUCUUCUGUGGAAUUCCAAUCUUCUUCCUGGAGACAGCGUUAGGUCAAUACACUAGCGAAGGAGGUGUCACCGCUUGGAGAAAAAUCUGUCCCAUGUUUGAAGGAGUAGGCGUGGCCUCCCAAGUUAUAGUGAUCUAUCUGAAUAUAUAUUACAUUGUGGUGCUGGCCUGGGCUCUGUUUUAUCUCUUCAACUCUUUUUGGAGCACUCUACCAUGGACUUCUUGUGACAACUACUGGAACACAGAAAACUGCCAAAAUAUCACUGUUACAUACACAGGCUUUCACAGACCUUACACUGACUGGUCUUUCCUCUACAAUGAAACGGACAGAUCUGGCGAUAACCACAGCAUAAGUUCUCACAAUGAAUCUGGAUGGCCGCCCUUUAAAGUCAUCUCCCCGGAACAAGAGUAUUGGUUUCAUCGUAUGUUGCGGGUAUCGAACAGUGGUGGUCUGGAGAGUGUGAACUAUGAUCUUGCCAUGUGUCUUCUUUUGGCCUGGGUCAUCUGUUAUUUCUGCAUCUUCAAAGGAAUUAAGACCACGGGCAAGGUUGUGUACUUUACAGCUACGUUCCCAUACUUAAUGCUGUUUAUCCUGUUCAUCAGAGGAGUGAGUCUGCCGGGAGCUGGAACUGGCAUUGUUUAUUACCUGUAUCCUGACGUCAGUAAACUUUCCAACCCUGAUGUGUGGCGCGAUGCAGGCACACAGGUGUUUUUCUCUUAUGCUGUGUGUCAGGGAGUGCUAACGGCACUGGGCAGUUAUAACAAAUACAACAAUAACUGCUACAAAGACUGUAUAGCACUCUGCAUUCUGAACAGCUCCACAAGCAUCUUUGCUGGAUUUGUGGUUUUCUCCAUUCUCGGGUUCAUGUCCCAUCAGCUGGGUUUACCCAUGGAAGAGAUUGUAUCAUCAGGGCCUGGAUUAGCAUUCAUAGCAUAUCCUAGAGCUCUGUCUCUUUUACCUGGACCCCAGUUCUGGUCUUUUCUCUUCUUUCUGAUGGUAUUCAUGCUGGGCCUCGACAGCCAGUUUGUGUGUAUGGAGAGUUUAGCCACGGCCCUCACAGAUCUGUUUCCUGAUAAGUUACGCAAGCGUCGAGAGCUCUUGGUUUUGGCCAUCGCUGUCAUCUGCUUCUUACUUGGUCUGCCAUUCAUCACGAAGGGAGGAAUCCAUCUGUUCAAUGUGAUGGACACUUACGGCCCUAGCGGAACAAACCUGCUUUUUAUCGCCUGCUUUGAGACUGUUGUUAUUGCGUGGGUCUACGGUGCGGGCCGUUUCUAUGAUAACAUUGAGGAUAUGAUAGGAUACGCACCAUUCCCUGUGCUGAAGUAUUGCUGGCUCUUCAUUACACCCUUCAUCUGUGCCACUACUCUGCUGUAUAACCUGUUGGGUAGUAAAUCUGCACCAUCCAGUGAUGAAUUUGUACCAGACUGGAGUUAUGGAGUUGCACCUCUUCUAGCACUCAUUCCUAUGAUCUGUAUCCCAGUCUUCCUUCUCAUCUCCUUAAGAAAGGGUCGUGGCAUCAUCACCCCCUCUAGUGACCUGAAGCAGAUCCGACCAAACAAUCCACGUCUCACACUGUUUAAUUGUGUCAUCAUUAAACCACAGAGAUCCCAACAUCAAGAAGAUGGAGAGGAAAAAGUAAUCAAUCACCACACCAGUGGAGUUUGAGGAUGUACAGUGAUAACAUCACAUGUCUUUAUAGCAGGUUUUGUAUUAUACUUUUGUUAGGUUGUUUCUAAUUUAAUGGUUAAAUGUCACUCAGGGUGUCAAAUAAACACAAUUAUUUGCUUAGUUGGUUCCAUUGGUUAGAAUAAUUUGUGCUAAGCCAGUACAGUGCACAAAUGUUGCAGUCGUUUAUGAUUGUUGUUCGUCAGAUUUCACGAUAUGACCCCAAAUUAGAUCCUUGGAAAAGCAUGCGGCAGACUGUACAACAUCAAAAGUCUUUAAUGUCAGAUCAUCCACUAUAACUCAUUUUAAACAGCCUAAGCCUUAAACAGUACAAAAAUUAUUAAAGGAAUAGUUUACCCCAAAAUUAAGGUUGUACCAAACAAAAGUAAGAAAAUGAAAUUUUUCACAAAUGCCCCUUCAACAAGACUGUUAGUGAAGGGUACAUUUAUACAGUAAUGCCAUGCUCCCUUCAGAGUUACCACAUUAAGAGCUCUGUCCUUCGGAGUAAGCAGGGCAUAGGGAUGAUCACCUUCUAUUGGAAUUCACCCUAAUUCUGUCAUAAUUUAUUCACCCUCAUGGCAUUCAAAAUGCAUAUUACUUUUUUUCUUAUGCAGAAUACAAAAGGAAAACAUUAUACUGACUCACUUUUAAACUUAAAAAAGUAUAUUUCAGUGAAAAUCUAGACAUCCAUCGCACGUUCAUGAGUGCAUGAGAGAACUUCGUUCAAAUACAACAUAGUGGCAAAAUCCAACAGAGUGCGUUCGGCUUUAGUCAUAAUAGAUUUUUGAUCAUUUUUCUAUGAGUCCAAACAAAUUAAUCAAGAUUUGUCAGUUGAAAGAGCAGCUGAGGCAACUAACAACCAUUAAAUAAGUAUUAGGAAAAGAUAGGCUACACAUUCUGAGAAGAUUAUUCAGCUCAAUAUUCAAGAAUCAAAAUACUAUUAUUAGCAAAUUUGAAUUUAUUAUAUAUAUAUAUAUAUA
This is a messenger RNA of Myxocyprinus asiaticus (Chinese sucker), 3037 nucleotides long. Its product is annotated as sodium- and chloride-dependent GABA transporter 2-like. Gene Ontology annotation, cellular component: membrane. The record is from RefSeq and is a predicted model, not a curated record. The transcript has 16 exons. The coding region runs from base 156 to 2057 and encodes 633 amino acids. NCBI's taxonomy places the organism in Eukaryota, Metazoa, Chordata, Actinopteri, Cypriniformes, Catostomidae. Gene Ontology annotation, biological process: sodium ion transmembrane transport.